GUGUGCUGCGGUGCUCAGGGUUGAUUGUUUGUCUGGGUGCGUGGUUGUGCUGGCGUCUGUCUGUUAAAUAGGAGCCAACUAUUCAACAUCUAACUAUCGCGAUGGACCUAUACUGACUAGCUCUUCAGAACACUCUAAUUGAUCGGUCUCUCUGGAUCCCAUCCAGUGCCAGAGACCUGACACCAUGUCUCUUGCUGGUCUCCUGCAGCAGCCCACCACCCGGCAGCUGCUGGUGGGCACGGCUCUGCUGUUUCUGACGGCCUUCUACUCGCCAUUGACGGUGUUGAUGCUGACUCCCGUCUAUGGAUCGGCUCCGGCGCAUAUUUUCCAUGCCUAUGGAUUGGCGCUAAUUGGUGCUGCUGGAUGGUUUUUGAAGGAUCACAUCCAGCGACUGACCGGCCGCCAGGCCCUCUACCUGGUCCCAGUCGUGGCAUUCUGGGUUCCUACUGUCCAGACCUUCCUGUUCGCCUCAAGCUCUGUCGUGGGCAACCCAUUCGGAGCUGUAGUAACCGAGGUCAUCUCCUACUACCCUCUGGUUCUGCUUUCUGUGGCCUCCGCUAGUAAGCUGGUCCAGGCGGGCUUGGAUCUGGGCCGGCACGGUGAGGCAGUCGUUGAACAUGUUCCUCUCGUGGUCACCUAUGUCAUCUACAAGACGGGCGAGAAGUUUGCCAAAUUGUUCCUGGCUAAGUUUAUUGGCACGACCUUCCUCUUUUCUCGUGUUGGUCUCCAACUUUUGCUGCCAGCCCUGUACUCUGCCAUUGCCCCUUCCAAGCUCUUGCUCCUCGCUAUUCCGUCCUUGCUCUUCUCCAUGACGUCCAACGUGCACAUGCACACCGGAGCAUUGAACUCUUUCCUCAACGACGAGGGCUUCGACCUCCUGGCUCGUCAGGACUCCUCCACCGGCUAUAUCUCCGUCCUGGAUAACCUAUCAGAUGGGUUCCGUGUCAUGCGUUGCGACCACAGCCUGCUCGGAGGACAGUGGACCAAGAUGCCGCAAAACUACAACCCGGCCGUUAUGGACCCUAUUUACUCGGUGUUCGCCAUGCUCGAGGCCAUACGUCUGAUUGAAACCGAUCAUGGUGAGCCUCGCGUGGAUGCCAACAGCAAGGCACUUGUCAUCGGCCUCGGCGUCGGCACCACCCCGUCUGCCUUGAUUCAUCAUGGCAUCGAGACCACCAUCGUGGAAAUCGACCCUGUCGUGCACAAGUUCGCCACCGAGUACUUCCACCUCCCCUCGAACCACAUCGCCGUCAUCGAAGACGCCACCGCCUUCGUGCAGCGCACUCCCCCAGCCCAAUACGACUACAUCGUCCACGACGUCUUCACCGGCGGCGCCGAGCCCCUCGAGCUCUUCACCCUCGAGUUCCUCGAGAACCUCGGCUCCCUCCUCAAGGACGACGGAGUCAUCGCCAUCAACUACGCCGGCGACAUCUCCCUCUACCCCGCCGCCCUAACCGUCCGCACCAUCCAACGCGUCUUCCCCACCUGCCGCAUCUUCCGCGAGACCUCCGACUCCGACCUCACCACCGACUUCACCAACAUGGUAAUCUUCUGCAAGAAGAGCGCCGCCACCCCGCUCACUUUCCGCGCCCCCGUCACCUCCGACUACAUGGGCAGCAAGUUCCGUCAGACCUACCUGGUCCCGAAGCAGGAGAUCGAUAUCAACCGAUUCGAGGCCAUCGAAAAGGGCGGUCGUCGGUUCCUCCUCUCCAAGGAAACUCAUCUGCUAGGUAAGUACCAGGAUCGGGCUGCCUUGGAGCAUUGGAAUAUUAUGCGUCAUGUGCUUCCGGACUUGGUUUGGGAGAAUUGGUGAUGGUACUUAGGUUGCUUAUCUAUCUACCCGUUUUCCGUGAAGGGGAAGUUUUGGAUUCAAAUAGUUGUAUUUCUAGGUCAUGUUUUUAGAAACAAAAUCAAUACAUGUAUAAUUCUCG
Messenger RNA from Aspergillus sclerotioniger CBS 115572, 1931 nucleotides. Its product is annotated as spermidine synthase. Lineage: Eukaryota; Fungi; Ascomycota; Eurotiomycetes; Eurotiales; Aspergillaceae. The record is from RefSeq and is a predicted model, not a curated record. The transcript is spliced from 3 exons. Bases 185 to 1813 code for a protein of 542 amino acids.